GCGACCUCAAUUGAAAAUACACAUUCUGAAAGGAGUGAAACUCGGGAAUCGUUCAGUGUUUAUGGAGUGUUUACAGAUCAGAAUGAGAGAUAAAUUUAUUUCUCGUAUGCUGUACAAUGAACACAGAUGAUGUGAAAGUUGUAGGAUCCAAAUUACCCCUGAUAUUAGGCGCUAAGGAGCAUAUAGAAUGUUUGUUUGGGGUGUGUGUGGUCUUGCCACCAAAUCACGAUGACUUCCUGAUUGGUAAUGACAGUAAAGAUGUUUGUGAGGAGUCUCGUUGUACGAAUAUUCUUUUGUCGUCAGAGAUUUCAUCGGAAAAUGUUCAAAAGGCGAAAAACUACAUUUCAUCUCUGACUGCCGAAGGAGAGGAGAGCGCCACAUUUACAAUUAAUUUAACAGGACCUUCAUUAACAAUGCUGAUAGAAAGUCGGGACUCGAUAGAGCAGUGUUCCCAGGCUGUGCUGGAGCUCAAUCGGGAGGCCGAUAUACUCCGUGUCUACGGAAAAGUAGACAGUGUCAGGUCGGCCAAGUUAAUGAUAGACAUGAUGCUGAGUAAAAGUGAAGUUGAUUCCUCACUGAACGUACGGACAAGAAAGGAUAAUGGCGAUGGAAACGAUGAAAGUAACGAUGUUUCAGCAAGAACAGCGGAAAAUACGUUACAGUCUGAACCGGAAGUGCAGACAUUGCAAGAAUUAACCGACGGUGAGGAUAUUGGGUGUUGUAGGGAAAAUGUACGAACACUUGUUAGCGAAGACGAUUCUAGUUUGCAAACUGACAGUGAACCAGUAACAUGUCAUUCCUUUGUUCAUGUGGGGUUUUCCGACAAUUUCUUAAAACGAGGUUGUGAUUCCGUUCCAACGCGAGAUUUGGACGAUGUUAGUGAUUUGACAGUCGAUACAGAAGUACUUAAAGAUGAGUUGUGUACACAAUCAGACGCACAGCUCAUCGAUACACAGUUAACACACCUCAGUCUAUCUAGUCCUCAUACCGAACUCAAGAGCUCUUCUGACGAAGAGGUAGAAAGACUCCACAGUGUUGUAGAAUAUGAUGGGAAAGUAGAAUUCGCCUUAAAGUUAGGCUAUACAGAAAAUCAACUGACAACUGUGAUAAAUAAAUUAGGCCAUGAAGCCAGUCAGAAUGAAAUUCUAUCAGAACUCAUAAAAUUGGGAAAAUGUGGAAUUCCCGAUGAUGAGUCUAGACUUGAUUCAUUAGAAUGUGACUCUGGAUUAAAAAUAACGGAAAGUCACACGAGAACAGCACCACUGUCUCCUCAUCACAGCAGUCCUGAUCACCUGGGACGGGAGUUGGAGUUCGUCGACAAAUUCAGACCGGUUGUCAUUGACGGUAGUAAUGUUGCCAUGAGUCAUGGAAACAAGGAGGUAUUCUCAUGUCGAGGUAUUGAAUUGGCUGUGGAAUGGUUCAGAAUGCGGGGUCACACUGAAAUCACAGUGUUUGUGCCCCAGUGGCGCAAGGAAACAUCACGACCGGACUCCAAAAUAAGAGACCAAAAUAUUCUCAUGCAUCUGGAGAAAGAAAAGGUGUUGGUGUUCACGCCGGCCAGGAGAAUAGGCGGCAAACGUGUCGUCUGCUAUGAUGAUCGUUACAUCCUUAAACUGGCUGCAGAAACAGGGGGCAUCGUGGUUUCUAAUGACAAUUACAGGGAUCUUCUGAACGAGAAUCCAGAGUACAAAAAGGUCGUAGAGGAACGACUUCUCAUGUACUCCUUCGUGAACGACAGAUUCAUGCCUCCUGAUGAUCCACUCGGUAGACACGGACCUAGUCUGGACAACUUCCUGAGUCGCGAACCAACAGUCCCCGUGUCCUUACCCCCGGUCUGUCCGUAUGGCAGCAAGAAGUGCACCUACGGCAACAAAUGCAAGUUCUACCACCCAGAGCGAGGAAAUCUUCCACAGAAGACUGUCACCGAAACGCUAGCUGAACAGACAAAGCAGAAGAUGCAGGACUUGAUGGAAAGAGGGAGCAAAAGCGGGGAAGGCGACAAGAAGAAAGUACCGGUCCGAAAGCAGCCAUUAAAGCCGAAGUUGUCACUACAGCGAACUCAAUCUCUAGUUCCUAUGGAACCUUUAGCCAACAGGCCUCCUCCCGACUUCAGUGACCUAGCUGCGGACAAUCCACCACCACCCAAGUCGGAGCAGACAAUUCAAAGUUCAGAGAAAACUGAAAAGUGGAAGUCGUAUGAUGACAAACUCACGGGUUUCAGGAAAAAAAUGGAACAAGCAGAACAAGAAGAAAAGCAACGACAGGAGGAAGGUGCUUCUUCAGAUGCAGAGACGUCUUCAUUAAAGAUGCUACCAACAAGCGAAUCUUUACAUACUCCCCUGUCGACCAGUGAUCAUAUCAGUUCUCGGUCGUCUUCACCUUUACAAAGAAGUAGUCCUACGCAACCGAUAAAACCACAGGAACAGUUUCUAAGUGGGCAUCUUCUUUUGGCAAAGAAGCUUUCUGAUGAGGCUGCAGACAAGAAAGUGCGACAGAAAGUUUCGGAGGAGCGAGACCAUACCAGAACACCUCCAACGGACCUACAACAGUCGCGAACGGCUUUACAUAGGUGUAACUCCCCUCUGGCACAAUUCAGUCAGCCACAAAUGCAAAACCAAACCUUGUCGCACCAAAUGUUGUCGCCUGAGCAGCAGCCACAACCUCGUCACCAAAAACUGAGCCGACAAUUAUCUCUACAGGGAGCUAAUGAUCCUAGAACACAUCGCUCACUACAACAGCAGUUGUCAUACGACCCACGAUAUUCUAGUCAACAAACAUACCAGAGACGACCGCAACCAAUUCCAGGGAGACAACAAGGAUUUUAUGAUCUGCGUGGGUCAGAAAACUUUGGCAAUGUAAGUGUAGGAGCAGUUGACUCUGGAAUGAGGCAUACUAUGCAGAAUAUUCAACAAGACACAAGAGCGUGUAACGAACCGUUUUUCUCUGGGAGUAGUGGUAGGCAUUUGAAUGUUGAGCAUGCCACACUUGCCAGGAUGCAGAGCGCACCGGAAGUCCCUCAACUUCGAAGUGCUGCAGCUGCACCACCGAUCGCGAGAAUGGUUCGUCAAAACAGCAACUCGGACACACAAUUACAUAUCAUAGGUGGGGAAAUGGAACAAACUGACUAUAACUUCUCUGAAUUCCAAGGCGGAAGGUCUGAUUAUCAACAGGGAGACGGGUUUUCUUCUAGUUAUGUUCCACGUGGCCCCGGUUUUGAAGUUCAUCAUCAGCCUGUAGCACAUCAGUUUAAUCGAGGGUUUACCCACGGUGUUCCGAGUUAUCCACAUAGUCAAGGAUACACACAACCACAAAAACACCAUGCUGGAAACACCACGUGGUCUUUUAGCGACCAAGGAUUUGCUCCUGGACAAAUAAAACAACCUGCACAAUUUCCAGGGUUUCAUCGACACGCACCGAUACAACAUUCACGUUCGUAUCAAAUGAUGCAGUCUCGGCCUUCACAACCAAACGAAUCGUAUACAGAGCGGGAUCCUAAUUUCCACACGGGAAUCCUCACAAAACGGGAGGACGACAUUUGGGGACCAUCCGUUGCUUCAACUUCGUCGUCAUCGGUGUUUUCUCAAAAUUAUGCUCAAGGAGAUAAUCGCUAUGGUGACAUUCCAAGAAGUCGGUCAGGGAUGGCCUCUCCAGUUUCCGAACAAAACCGGGGUCAUGUUGGCCAAUCAAAUACGUCCUCAAAUAGUCACACUCGGUCGACGGUCGAGACACCUAGCGCGCCUUCACCACUAAUUGCUGAGGAUGCUCCAAUACACCGCAAUGACUCCCGAUAUAGUCUAUACUACCACCUGUGUGGACUGUUCCCGGAACAAAAAGUUAGGACUGUCAUGAACGAACACCCAGACCAGACUGAUCCACAGGAACUUUGUGCUUAUAUAAUUGGAGCAAAAUGAGAGAAAGAUUUUGAUCCGUAAGCAGUGCUUACAUCAUAAGGGCCAGUAGGGCGAAGGAAUUUUGUGAUUACACUAUAAAGUGUAUAGUCAUACCGGUUACUGAAAGUGCCGGACAGACCACAGAUCGUUUUUGUAAGUUAAAUGUCAAAGUACAUUGUCGUUGUUAACGAUCAUUUUCAAAUAUAUUGCACACAUGUAAGUUCAGUGAAGUAAAAGGUAUCGAUUUAGUUUUUAUCAUCAAAUCUUAUCGAAAUAAUUAAUAGACGAAGAAGGUUUCUCAUGAUUGCUAUAUUGUUAUCAUCCAUAUAAUUUGAUCUACAUAUGUCAGUGUAUUAAUAUAGGAAAAUAUCUAAUCAGAGGAGCCGCCAGGACAUCACUAUAGUCCGCACUACAGCCACAUACUUGAAGCGUUCCUAUUACAACAAUGAGUGAUCUAGCGGUCGGAGCCUGGGAUUAAGUUUUCACUUUGGGUCAAAGGAACGCGUCCCUAUUACAAUAUUAAGUAAUCUAGCGGUCGGAGCCUGGGAUUAAGUUUUCACUUUGGGUCAAAGGAACGCGUCCCUAUUACAAUAUUAAGUGAUCUAGCGGAAGGAGCCUGGUAUUCAGUUUUCACUUUGGGUCAAAGGAACGCGUCCCUAUUACAAUAUUAAGUGAUCUAGCGGUCGGAGCCUGGGAUUCAGUUUUCACUUUGGGCCAUAGGAACGCGUCAAGUCCAUGUUUCUACACCAAUAUUAUCCCUAACAACCAGACAAAACCAGAGGAUAUCUUAACGACGUUUAUGCUCGUUAGUUACAUGUAGUGUUCAGGAAUACAGUUUCAAUUCACAUACCUUCACGGCCAAAUAAUUAAGAUUUGAACCCAUUUCUCAGAUAUUAUGACACUUUCUGGGAAUCGUUAAUCUAACUAGAUUCUAAAAAAAGUUUGUGCUAGUGCUGGUGCUGGUGCUGGUAGCCAUUUUCGGUUCAGGGUCUAUUGCUAUUCGUCAAUAAAGUGAUAGCUGUUAUAUACGGUAUGCACGGGUUCUUUACUAAAUUCAUAUGAUUAAAUGACAUUAGCUGUUAAAAAGACGUUAAGCAAUGACAAACACACACCCUUAUUAUAACUUUGAAACAUCGUUCUAUGCAAAAUGCAUAGCAAUAUAACCAUAACUUAGGUUAUAGAUAAACGAAACCUGUUUGUUUUUCGUGACAGUGCAGUCUUAAUUAAAUGUAUUGCUAUGAAGUGAUACACACAACAUUACCAACUUGAUACAAGACUCGAGAGUUGUGAAAGAGAAAUGCCUUUCCUUCGUGAAAAAUAAUUUAUGAUUACAACAGAAGGAGCAUAUACAAAUGUCAAAUCUGAUUUUAGGAGUUUUGGCUGGACUUUAUAGAUCUUCUAAUAAAUUCGUAUAAUAUUGACCCAGAAGUAAGUAAUACAGAAAUGAACAAAAUAAUUAAUCGGUCGAGAUUUGGGGAAAUUGUGUUUAAUCUAGGAUUUGUGUACUGAAGUUAAAUCUGUACGACCGCCCUUCUGACAGAGUGUGGUUAGACUAAGUGAAGUUUCGGUCUAUGGUCUUUGGCAAACGAGGACCUUGAAUUAAGGCUCUAAAAAGAAAUCGGUAAAGAUGUGAUGACACAUUUGUGUGUAUACUUAUCAGAGGUUGUUGCAUAUUAUUUUGUUAAUAUUGACAUAAGUAAAUUGAUGUUUUUAAAACCAUCAUUCAAAAACCUAUAUAAAUUUUUACUCUUUUUUUUCGCGUUUUCAAGUAUGUUCAAUGCAUAUUGCAUGUACUUCCGUAUAUAUUUGUAUUUCGUCCAGCAUUUCUUUUAAGAAUUGAUGUUUUACUGCUAUUGCGUUGCUGGCGUUAAUUGUAACAUUGCGUUCUCCAUUCAUUAGUGUACAUUGCCAAAUUAUUGUAUCAUGUUUUGUAAGAUCUGUUUUUACUCCAACAAACUAUCAGCUGUUAUACAAAAUCUCUUUGAAGUCGGGUGUGAUGCACUGUUGGUAGAGCUCGGGUCUUUGGAACCCAGUGUGACAUAAGACUACGCAGGAAAUAGAGAGAGCACAUUUGUUAUACUGACCCAGUGUUAAGGAAGGUCAUUGGUGAUGCUAACAGGAGUUUAAGUUCGUUUCGUGUGAAGGGAUUGAGAGUGAUGAAAGGUUGUGCCAAAAUCUGAUGAGAGGAUUAUGGGAGAAACAAUAUGCAUACCAAGAUAAUCGUGAGGGAAAAACAAAACCUUGUCAUAUCGUUACCUUCACAGCAAACGAUAUUGUAGUCAUGUUUUCUAUCAUGUGGUUGUUUUAAAAAUUGCUUCAGCAGUAAGUUGGAGUGAUAUAUUGACUUAUGUAGUACCACGUGGUACGGACAUUCCUCUGACUCUCCCCAGCGUUUGACACCUUUAAGUUUUAGAAUAAGGCGUUGUAAAACACCGGGGAGAAUCUGAAGAAUGGUAAUAAGGUUUUUAAUUGAACGCAUCAAAAGGUUUUGAUACGUCGCCAAAUGUUUGAUACAGAUACAGUGUGUCAUGUCAAGUCACCAGUUAGGUGAACAAUAAUCGGUACCUCUUUUUGAGGCAAUAUAUUUUUAUGAAUAUCAUAUAACAUUUAUCGUUUUAGGUGUAUUAUAUGGAAUAACUAUAAUUCACAUGUUGUAAGUUCGCUAUCUGUCACUCACAUACUAUACAAAAUGGAGUUGUUUUUUUGUAAAGUGGAUUUUUUUCUGAGUUGGGUUAGUUUUCGUACGUGCAAAUAUUCCACACAAGAGCAUCAAUCAACCAGUCAGUUUCAACAGAGAGCAUUUCCACGCCACGAACCUGUCCACUCUAUACCCCAUUUUCCUUCACGGUCCUGACUACUGCCUUGUGGGCACAGUCCGAGGACGUAAUCUAUGGUAUUGUUGUAUUGUUGUACUCGAAUAUUCUGCUUAUAGCGAAAUAUUAAAGGGUUGACAAGUAACAUA
This is a messenger RNA of Pecten maximus, 6852 nucleotides long. Its product is annotated as probable ribonuclease ZC3H12C. The record is from RefSeq and is a predicted model, not a curated record. Gene Ontology annotation, molecular function: mRNA binding; metal ion binding; RNA endonuclease activity. Gene Ontology annotation, cellular component: nucleus; cytoplasmic ribonucleoprotein granule. Bases 117 to 3911 code for a protein of 1264 amino acids. NCBI's taxonomy places the organism in Eukaryota, Metazoa, Mollusca, Bivalvia, Pectinida, Pectinidae. The transcript has 6 exons.